ACUCGCUCACAGCGGAGAAGAAGCGCACGAGGAAGGUCCGUCUUCAUUCUCCUCUCACACUCAGCUCAUCUUUACGUUGAGAAACACAGCCACAGGUAUUGACAGGCUGAUCUCUGCUCCCAUGGAAGCUAACCACAGCGGCUCCACUGGAGGCACGCAGCCAACUGGGCACGUUUAUGAAGUCGCAGUUCAAAGCAACUCGACAAACCGCAGCUCCCAGUUUGCAGACGUGGCUUUGCUGCAGAGCUUCAAGCCCCUCAUCAUCCCGUGCUACGUGCUCGUGGUGGUGGUGGGCGUCUUCGGGAACUACCUGCUCCUCUACGUCAUCUGCAGAACCCGCAAGAUGCACAACGUCACCAACUUUUUCAUCGGGAACCUGGCCUUCUCAGAUAUGCUCAUGUGUGUCACCUGCGUCCCCUUCACUCUGGCCUACGCCUUCAACCCUCACGGCUGGGUGUUCGGCCGCUCCAUGUGCUACCUGGUGUUCCUGAUCCAGCCUGUCACAGUCUAUGUUUCAGUCUUCACGCUCACUGCUAUUGCUGUGGACAGAUAUUAUGCAACGGUUCAUCCUCUGAAGAAGCGGACCACUGUGGCGACCUGCGCCUCCGUCCUCACCGGGAUCUGGCUUCUGUCUUGCGGUUUGGUGGCUCCAGCGGUGACUCACACCUACCACGUCGAGUUCAAAGAGGAAGGCUUCACCAUCUGCGAGGAGUUCUGGUUGGGUCAAGAGAAAGAAAGACGUGCUUACGCGUACAGCACCCUGCUGGUCACGUACGUCCUCCCUCUGUCGGCCGUUUUUGUCUCGUAUCUCUGCAUCACCGUCAAACUGAGGAAGUGUGUCGCCCCGGGCCACAGGACGCCGAACCAGACGGGCGCUCAGCAGGCCCGGAAGAGGAAGAUCUUCCGCCUGGUCGCGCUUCUGGUGUCUGCUUUUGCGGUGUGCUGGCUUCCCAUUCAUGUGUUCAACGUGCUGAGAGACAUCGACAUCCACCUCAUCAACAAGCGCUACUUUUUGCUCAUCCAGCUGCUGUGCCACCUGUGUGCCAUGAGCUCGUCCUGCUGUAACCCCUUUCUGUACGCCUGGCUGCACGACCGCUUCCGCACCGAGCUACGGAAGAUGUUCAAGUGCCGCCAUCGUAUCGGAGUUCCCGCCAAUCACUGUGCUGCUAGCGUGGUUCUGUAGCUACCUGGUGAAAAAUCCUCUGUUCUUAAUAUAAAUUGUUGGCUCAUCUUGAGUGCAAAACCAUCCACCAAAGCUCUGAUGGCAAUCCAGGCAUUAGUUAUGUUGUCAUGAGAAAUGAUCGAGGGCAAAGAGAGGCUCCGGAGAAAAGGUUUAUCCUCUGAAGAGUCAUUUUCAUAAAACUCUUCUGAUUACCGUUAGAGAUUUACAAUUAAAAGUUAGAAAUGUUGGUCCUGGUGGUAGCAAUAAAAAGGCAGUUGUUAAGAAAAUCCAAAAAUGUUGCUACAUCUAAGCUACUGAAUAUCUUGAGGAUAUAAGAACAAGUACUUAAGGUAUACACAGGAUUUUUAAAAUAAAAUAAAUACGGCAUCUGUUAAGGAAAAAGCCAAAUGUUGAAAGUGAGUCUCAUGAAAAGCUUAAUAGAUGAUACUGAGUUCUACAGCUGAGGCCCAGACAGCAAUUAGCUGCUCAAUUUGGUGACUAGAUGAGAGUUCAGAACCUCAGUGAAUCAAAUGAUCAGGCUCAUGAGAUUGCAGACAUAAGAAAAAGCCAUAAACAAGAAAUGGUUCUUCCUCUGGGAACCUAGUCCGUUUUAUGGGGUCAAUAUAUAAUUGAAGGACUUUUGAAGUCCAUGGGAUAUAUCUUGCAUACAUUUUUAUUAUAAGUAAAAAAAGCUAAUGGUUUUUUUUAUGUUCAUCAUGAUCAUGCCUUUACAAAUUGCAUAUUUAUUUAUUAUGGGAACAAUGACUUAUUAAUAAAAAAUUACUGCAUAUCACUAAAAUAUCAACCAAACAACCUUCCAUAUUCAAUAACAACCACCUUCUAAUUAGCUAAACAAUAAUAAAAUGAGCUUUUUCCCAAAAAAAAAUGACUGUGUUCUUUUUAUUAAGUUGAGAUAAUCAUGAUGGAUAUUUCUUUAUGACAAUAUAUCAAAUUUUAUAUCAAAAAUAACAAAUUGUAUCUGUGUCCUAGAAAUCACUUUCCAGUAAGUUCCCCAUUACAAAAACACUUCUCAAGGAAGUGUGUUAAUUCCAGAUCACAUGACCUGCUCCACAUGAUGUCAUUUCCUCCUGCAGAAAAGACUGGAAGACUCCAAGGCUUUCUGAGUUAUUUAAUAUAAAGUAGUGUGUGAGUCAAGUGUAGAUUUAUGGCAUGUCAACAGGUUUACUACAAUAUCUUUUUUAUUUUUAUUUAUAUUUUAUUUCAAUAAUAAUCUCUAAAAAUGUCAUGUGGUGUUUGGUUAUCGCCGGCCAUGUUGAUUUUCAGCCUGAAAACAGCAAAAAUGUCAACUAUGAUACAAAAAGUCUCGCAAUUAUAUAUUGACCCAGUGGCUACUUAGAUGAUGAUAUUUCUUAUGAGUUACCAUAGUGGUAGUUAACACAAAGAACGGAUCUGAUUAAAACAAACAUUACUCAGAGGGAUGGUGGUCUUUGAUGAUAAAAUGUUCUAAUAACUUUUUUUAGUCAGAAGAGGCGAGACGUGAAGAGAGUCACCAUGACAUCAGUGUAGCUGUACUGGAUAUGAAAAGAAAAUGAAAGCAUCAGUUCAGAUUGCGUUGGUCACUGCCGAUGUGAUUGUUUCCACCACAGCUCCGAUGUCAUAACUAAUCCUUUUGUGCUGCUCCAGCUUGAAGCCCAGAGGAAUAAUUCAAAUUCAUGAAGGUGGUCCUCCAGACUUUAAUCUUCUAAAAGCGUGCAGUUGGUAAAUAUUACCCUUCAGUUAUGUCUGAUAGCACAGUAUAAUGGCUAUAAAAGAAUUAAACUAUCAUAGUGGUGCUUGGCUCUGUUUCGUUUUCUGUGCUGUGCUCUGUGUUGUUUCUACAGGUUUUUGAGACUUUGCACAAAAUGGUGAACACAUAAAGAAUAAAUAAGCAUAAAGUCAAGUUAGUAGAAUCCUGAAGUGAUGAAAACAUCGAUAACAUUAACCAGCAGGUCAGCCAGCGCUGAUAAAAACAGCUGCCUGGUUGUUUCCACUGAACUUUAUUCCAGCUCUGCACUGUAAAGCCUCACCCGUCGAAAAAAAAGAAAAAAAGCCAGAAAAUUCAAAUUUUUUGGAACUGAGAUGUUUAUUAACCCUUUUAACAAAAUCCGAAAAAAUAAUAUUGUUUAUUAUGGGUUUUUGUAUCAAAUUUGAUACAUUAGGCAUUUUUUGCAACUUUUUACUCCAGUCUACGAUUAGCAUUGAGUGAGUUGACUCACUUCAUAACAAAAAAUAACACAAUAAUGAAUAAAAUAAAAAGAAAGAACAACACAACAAACAGCAGGGAGCUUUGCCUCCAUCUCCCAGUAGGCUCUCACACUGAUCAUAUGAACUAAUCCCAUAUUCAUGAGCAUGCCUAGAACCUCCUCAUCCUCAUCUUCUAACAGCUCCAUGUCACUUGUGUUGCCGUCCAGUAUCUUGUAGAUGACAAUUUUUUUAAUGUACUUUCUUUUUACUGUCUUCUUGACAUCUAAGAAUUGGUCAAUAUAGUGUAGCAAUUAUGAUUUCAGAAGAAUUGUUGCUGUAAAAAUAUUGAAAAUGCAUUUGAAGAUGGCAUUUAAUUCAUUAAGUUAAUGAAGUCAUCAGUAGUGUUUGUUUGUAUUUGCAUAGGUAUAACGACGGUUCAGGAAAAAAGCACGUUAUAAACCUGGAGUAUCAAAUUUGAUACAGACAAAUUAACACAAGUUAACCGAAAUAUAAACAAUUAGUAAAUAUGCAUUUGCUCAAUGCAGAAAAUACUUAUUUUAAAAAAUGAGGAACAAUUUAGAUGCUAUUUUCACUUCUUGAAAAUUAGCAGUGAUGUUCCGGAAAAAAGUACGGGGACGAUUUCAUGCCAGCAGACAUUUUAAAAAGGGGAAAAAUACGAUUUCAGCUGCCUCUAGUGAAAUGAUAAUCCAUAAGGGGGUAGAAUACAUGUAUCAGGUUAUAUGCAACAGGUUUUUAAAGGAACUUUUCAUAUGUUGAUGAGAUAGAGGUCUCAGAAACUCAUAUCAAAUAUAAUACAAAUGGUUGUAUAGGGUUAAGGCCUGCUUCUUGUUUCAUGUUAUUUGUAUGCGUAAAUAUCUCUUUGCAUCAAUGAAGUCAACAUGUCACUAAAUAAUAAAACCUCAUAUUGUCCACAGCA
This is a messenger RNA of Acanthochromis polyacanthus (spiny chromis), 4283 nucleotides long. Its product is annotated as prolactin-releasing peptide receptor-like. Gene Ontology annotation, cellular component: neuron projection; plasma membrane. The record is from RefSeq and is a predicted model, not a curated record. Gene Ontology annotation, molecular function: neuropeptide Y receptor activity; neuropeptide binding. Bases 122 to 1183 code for a protein of 353 amino acids. Gene Ontology annotation, biological process: G protein-coupled receptor signaling pathway. NCBI's taxonomy places the organism in Eukaryota, Metazoa, Chordata, Actinopteri, Pomacentridae. The transcript is spliced from 3 exons.